Engraulis encrasicolus (European anchovy) is the source of this 392-nucleotide messenger RNA. It is a transcript of the gene cga, whose product is annotated as glycoprotein hormones, alpha polypeptide. Gene Ontology annotation, cellular component: follicle-stimulating hormone complex; extracellular region. Gene Ontology annotation, molecular function: follicle-stimulating hormone activity. Lineage: Eukaryota; Metazoa; Chordata; Actinopteri; Clupeiformes; Engraulidae. Gene Ontology annotation, biological process: thyroid hormone generation; positive regulation of steroid biosynthetic process. The coding region runs from base 1 to 366 and encodes 121 amino acids. The transcript is spliced from 3 exons. The record is from RefSeq and is a predicted model, not a curated record.
AUGGUCAUCAUGAUUGGUCCUCUUAAGUCAUGUGUGGCAUCCUGUGUGGUUCUACUAAUGCUUAUUCACAUGGGUGACUUUUAUCCCAAUGGAAAUAUGGCAAAGAGUUGUGAGUGUGAGCUGGUGAAGAACAACUUCUUCUCCAAGCGUGACGCUCCAAUCUACCAGUGCAUGGGAUGCUGCUUCUCCAGAGCCUACCCUACGCCUUUGCGGUCCAAGGAAACGAUGCCGGUCCCCAAAAACAUCACCUCAGAGGCAACGUGCUGCGUGGCCAAAAACCCAAAAGAUGUGAUAAUCGAUGGUCAUCUAUUGAAGAAUCACACAGACUGCUACUGCGGCUCAUGUCACUAUCACAAGUCUUAUUAGAAACUUAUGAGAGGUUUAUGAGAAAG